Messenger RNA from Portunus trituberculatus (swimming crab), 1450 nucleotides. RefSeq lists its product as uncharacterized. The record is from RefSeq and is a predicted model, not a curated record. Lineage: Eukaryota; Metazoa; Arthropoda; Malacostraca; Decapoda; Portunidae. The transcript is spliced from 5 exons. Bases 176 to 1099 code for a protein of 307 amino acids.
AAAAGUGGGAGCCAAUACAAAGGCUUUCAAUCCCUUGCCUACAGUCUUGUUACACACUCAGCUGGUUGAGAAUCACCGCACGAUAGUGACACUGUACUGUGGUUCGACUGGAGCUAGUGGGUCAUUGCUGCGGCAAAUCUUCAUCUGCUGACGCACCAAGAACUGUGCCUUCAUCAUGCCUCUACAAUGGACCAAUGGUGCUGAAUUGCUACUCAUUGAGAAGGUUCGGUCUAAUCCAGCUUUAUGGGAUGUGAAGCACAAAGACAACUCCAAGAAAUUGCUGAAGAGGGAAAUGUAUAAGGUUUUGGCCCAGGGGCUACAAGAAGAAUUGCCUGAAAUGGAAGGAAUUGAUGCAGAUGCUGUAAUGAAAAAAGUCAACAUUUUGAAAACAUCUUUUCACCGGGAACUGGCCAAGAAGAGGGAGCUAAAAAGUGGACCAGGUGGCAACUAUGUCCCAAAGUGGAAAUUCUUUGAGUCACUGACUUUUCUAGCAGACACUGACACCUUGCAGAGCAGUGCUUCUAAUCUCGAAAAGUCUGUACCAUGUAGUCCUGAAAAGACUACAGCACCAGAGCAGAUAUUGGAGGCUAAGAGGAAGAAGUCUGGCAACCAUGACCCUAAGUUGACAGAAAGAGAGGAAAUGAUCCUCAGUGUCUUGGAGUUCCUGCACCCUCAUGUCAAUGAUGUCCAGAAGAAGACAGCAUUGAAGAAGAUGAUCGGUGCCAGUGCCACUGCCGCUCCUGACCAAGAUGAAGACAUGGUAGGCUCCAUUUCAUCUGUCUCUGCCACCUGCUCCCCUUCUCCAACAGCAUCAGGAUCUCCACUAAUCACUCUCCGGCCCAAAACCCAGAAACAGGCUAAGACGGAGGAAGCUAUGCUUGAGAGCAUCCAGCAGUGUGAGAAGCAGCAGAUGGUGCAACAGCUGAAGCCAACCGGAGAUAGGGAAAGGGAGGCAUUUGUGGAGUGGAUCCGGACUGUCAUACUGGACCUGGACCACAACCUGUGGCGGCGCUUCCAGCACCAGAUCAGUGAUCUCACAUACCAGUUCAUAGCUGAGAAUGAUAAGAUGAAGUCUCCUGAUCCUACACCAGCAAUGUGAGUAAGUGGGUGGAUGAGUGUGAAUGAGUGAGUUGGUUGGCAGGGAGGCAAUGGAUUUGUGGGAUGACAUGGUAGUGGAUGGUAAGUCAGUGUAGUGGAUUAUAAGAUGGAUGAGUUGGUGACUGUGGGUGGGAUGAUGGAUGGGUGGGUAUGGUUGGGUGGUGUUGUGGUUAUGAGAUAAGUGGAUGGAUGGGUGGGUGGAUAAAUGAAUGUGAUUGAAUGUGGCUGGAUAGUUAGCUAAUGGAGAUGGGUGUGAGUAAGUUGGUAGAUAGAUGGAUGGAAAUAAAAUUGUAUUUUUGUAUCAUUUCAAUUUCUAGCAAGAAAUUUAAUACAAAAUAAACAAAUGAAUGAA